UCAUGCGGGACGUGGGCGGGGGCGCCUCUGAGUGACGCGCCCUCCUCGCGGUGCCCUUCAGCCGCUGCUGCAGCACAGAGCGCCACAUGGACCCCGCCAGCCAGACAGCGCAGCGCUGCUGAUCAUCCGCCCUGGAAGGCAGAGGAGUCUGACCACGCUUGAAUGUGAGAUCUGACCCGGAGUGGCUCCUGAGGAACCAAGCCAUCGUCAUGGAGUUCGUGAUGAAGCAAGCCCUGGGAGGGGCCACUAAGGACAUGGGGAAAAUGCUUGGGGGCGAUGAGGAGAAGGACCCUGAUGCCGCCAAGAAGGAGGAGGAGCGGCAGGAGGCGCUGCGGCAGGCAGAGGAGGAGCGCAAAGCGAAGUACGCCAAGAUGGAGGCGGAACGCGAGGUCAUGCGGCAGGGCAUACGAGACAAGUAUGGCAUCAAGAAGAAGGAGGAGCGUGAGGCUGAGGCCCAGGCAGCCAUGGAGGCCAACUCAGAAGGCAGCCUGACUCGACCCAAGAAGGCUAUUCCACCAGGCUGUGGGGAUGAGCCAGAGGAGGAAGAUGAAAGCAUCCUGGACACUGUCAUCAAGUACCUGCCUGGGCCGCUGCAGGACAUGUUCAAGAAGUAAUGGUACCACGUCAGCAGCAGGAGCCCUGCCCACUGUACAGACCCCCACGGAGUCUCCCCCCACAAGGGAUGUUGGGAGCAGAUGCAGCCCCCCCCUGCAAAAAUAAGCCAUAGUCCUAGAUCUGUCCUGUCCAUGUCCCCCUCACGCCUCGGGAGCCUCUGGCCACCCCUCCCCGCACUGCCAUCACUGACCCCACCAGGCAAGGGUGUGACCCUCAGGCCUCUGUGCUGUGCAUCCUUGCCUUUUUGAGUGGCUGGACCCUUCCUUACUACUCUCGAGUUCACCAUUCCCACAGAGCCUGCCCAAGGUCAGGGCCCGAGGGCCAGCCCUGACCACCCCUGGGUGGGUGGCCACCGGUCAGGGCUUAAACUCAGGAGCACAGCCAUAGCCGGGUGGGACUUGGGGAAUGAGCAGUGGGUGCUUGGUGGCCCCAGCCCUUCUCUGAGCUCAUCGCCCCAGUUUCUGUACUUGUUAGAUCUGCUGGACCGUUUGCUCCGUCUUCCUGUCUGUCUUCAACGGCGACCCAUGCAUAUUUUGUCCAGCUGUCUCUUUCUCUGUUGCUCUGCAAGGUUUGGCUUCUUAAGAACGCCACAGCCAGAGGAAACACAGCAAUAGACAGGGAGUGGGUGGUCUCAGACACACGUGGAGUCCCUUGACACCCUUUGUAGUGCGCCUCCCGGGCUCCCACCUCUCCCGGUGCCUCCUGUCUUCUUGGAGGGCAGGCAGACCCCUAGGGAGCUCCUGGCUUUACCACUGGACCCCUACCUUCAAAAUGCCUGACUCCCUAAGGUUUUCUGGUGUUUCAUGUGCAGAGCAGGCUACGGGCCACAGGAUCAGGAGUCCCAUCCUUUCCGCUAUUCCUCCUCUGAAGGGCUGACGGUGGCCGGCAAAUGCAAGCUCCUGGGCGUGGGCUGUGGUGUUCUGUUCUGUGCGUGACCAGGGGCAGUAGGACCCAACUACUCCCCUUUGCCCAGCCAGCAGCCAUUGUUCUUCAUAUUUGUUUAAUUUACAUCACAAUCUGUUGAAUCUCAGGUAAAUGAGGUCUGUAUUUUGGUAAGUUUUAUCUUGACAGAAAGGCCAGCCUGGUCUUCCCGACGCUUCCUGUCCACAUUAGAACUUCAUGUGUCCAUGAGUUUGGGGCAGGUGUGGUUUAACACUGACCUUCAUGACCUUACAUAGCUCUUUAGAGAAGCCAUAACAGUUAGACUGCAAUACCAACCAGACCGCCCUCUGCCCAAAGAGACAAGCAUGCUCGGCCCACGGCACCUUUCUUGCUCACCUGGGCCACUCUGCGCAUCUCAGGCUGGUUUUCGCAACCUGAAGAUCUGGCUCUCAGCAGAUGGCCUUUUCGUAAGUGAACCCUGCAUCCUGUUCCUAGCGUAUGGGACACCGGGCCACUGAGCUUAGAAUAGCCCGCGUGUUACCUGUCUGUCUGUCCUUGUGCCUGCACCUCCUGCAUGUCAGAGGCCUCAUAUGUUCUAAGGGAAUCACAGCCAAUAAACAGUGAUUUCACAC
Psammomys obesus (fat sand rat) is the source of this 2129-nucleotide messenger RNA. It is a transcript of the gene Cplx1, whose product is annotated as complexin 1. Bases 210 to 614 code for a protein of 134 amino acids. Gene Ontology annotation, biological process: neurotransmitter transport; regulation of neurotransmitter secretion; synaptic vesicle exocytosis. Lineage: Eukaryota; Metazoa; Chordata; Mammalia; Rodentia; Muridae. The transcript is spliced from 4 exons. The record is from RefSeq and is a predicted model, not a curated record. Gene Ontology annotation, cellular component: SNARE complex; terminal bouton. Gene Ontology annotation, molecular function: syntaxin binding.